CCAGAUACAAAAAACCUGAUGGAUUGGGAUUUUUUCCACAAUUUGGGAAAUCGUUAGGAACCAUGACGACCAUGGCCAGAGCGGCGAGAGCGACUGUGAUCCGCGGUGCAUCUCCCGGCGGCGCAAGUUCUGCCGCACUGAACAAGGCGAAGGCCAGCGGCGUCGGCGGCGGCGGCCACUUUGAAUCGCGGUCCGGUGAUUCGAGUGGUACAGCCAAUCUCAAAGGAGAGAACGCAGCAGGUUCGGCGAGCGAGCAUCACGUUAAGGCAGCUGCGAUCGCGGCGCACAACUACAGACCUGGUGGAGGAGCUUAUGCAGAGUUUCUCAAAGAUGAGGAGGUUCUGGAGAAGGUGAGGUUUCGAUUGAAGGGGAAUAAGAUUGAGUGUGUACAUGUUUUGGGGACGUUUUAUUAUGUUGAUCUGCCUGUGUGUGAAUUGGCAGUGUUUGAGCAUGUGGGAGCAUCCCGACCGCACUUCCUGCCAGAAUCGAGCUUCGACUCUUGUGAAACAUUUGGAAGACAAUGCUAAAGGGAUGACCAUUAAUGCAGAGCCGGUAUUUGUGCCAACCUCCAACCGCAAGAAGAUUCAAUCCAGCUUCUGGGAAGAGCUCCUUGAAAAGUGUGUGAAGGAGCAUGGAAGUUUCACGCAAAAGUGCGAUAUCCAAAGGCAAAGGGUGUACGAGUGCUUUGGCUCUUAUUAUGACGGUGGUAUUAUUGCUUAGAAACUGAUUCUGUCUGCACAAGUAAUUGAUGAUUGAAAUGCAACAUUGUUAUUAGCACUUAAUUGUUUUUUUGGAAUAAAAUAGGAAGUCGGGCUACUAAAUUAUCUGCAGCUAAAUAAAGUAGCAGAAUGUCUGGAUGAAAUACGCUGCUUGUUGUUGGUAGUGAACAACACUAUUUGUACACAUGCUUAGUUCAUUCUGUUAUCCAAACUCCUAUUUGUACACAUGCUUUCUCGACAGCAUUUGUG
Molecule: messenger RNA, 968 nt
Organism: Linum tenue
Lineage: Eukaryota; Viridiplantae; Streptophyta; Magnoliopsida; Malpighiales; Linaceae
Source: the annotation of a GenBank genome assembly